AUGCUUCCAACCCAGUCGCUGGGGUGGAAUGGCCUCCAAGCGCUCAAAUCACGAUUGACCGGCAGAUUGUUGAGUCUUCCUCGGGGCGUACCAGUCGGCAGCCGCCCCAGUAAAUGGGAGAAUGACGCUGCUUUCUUAGAGGCGGAUCUUCGCUACAUCUUUAAAACAACCCCUGUGGGUGUCGAUUUCUCAGAGCAAGAUUACCAUGAUAUGGACCGGAUUGCACAGGAUCUGCUGGCUUCGCUAAAUGAUAUGGUCAAUAGCACCCUCAUAGAAUCAGUCGGUAAAACAUCCAAGUCGUCUGAUACGGGUCUUCACGACAUUACAAUACUUGGUGACAAGUACCCAAAAUUAAGUGGCCUAAUCUGCUUUUUGAAUGCCUCAUCGGAUAAGUGCAAUCUAACGACAGGGUCUGGCCCAUUGCUGUUCAUGCUUCCUCAGGGACGGGCUGGCACCAUUGCAUUGGGUCGAGUGGCUGAACGGAAAGCAUACUUAGAGCGUCUCAUGGCUAGCACACAGAAAUCUCUGGGCCCUCAACCCAUUUGCCUCUCCCAGGAGGAAUUCAUGACGGGUGUUGCAGCAGCGCAGAACCAGUCUGACAUGUACCAGAAGCGCGCGAGCAUUGUAAUCAACGCAAUAUUCAACGAAUUUCGGCAGCGGAGUUGUGGAGAAACACACGAGAUCAAACUGAAAGUGUCUGAGGAGUGGCAAACAGGUUCGGAUGGACCUGCUCUGGAUAUGUUCAUUUCCCGGUGUAUGGAGAGGGGCGUUUGGCAACAGGCCAAAUGCGGCUCGUUUAAGAUAAUGGUUGAUGAAACCGAGAAAGGGAGCAUAUGUGCAGCAAUCCAACGGGCAAACGAAGGAAGAAAACUAUACUUAUUUGUCGACCAACGCGGAUCUUUUGACAUCUCAGAUAAAAUCCCUCCGAUACUUUUGUCUUCAGAGAGCUUUACCGCGGAGUCCCUCGAGGAACUCCUAAAUCAAAAGGUUUUCACGCGGAUCACCGCUCGUGACUAUUUAGAAGGGGUAGCGGUGGAGAAAUUUGGUUCACGAGAGAAAGCGACGCUUGCCCUCUCGCUUGCAAGGUGUCUUAUGGACUUCUUCGAUGAGGACUUGGAACUGGCCUCUCACAGUUGGAGACCAGAAACCUUGUACUUUCUACGUCCUUCCGGUGCCAAUGCCAGUGACCGCGUGCUGUACAUAUCGCUCAAGCCGAAAUUCUCGGGUCCCAAGCCGCCUGACUUGCUCAAGACAGUAGGACCCGGUAACCCAAUCCUACUUUCGUUUGCUAAGCUUCUGCUAGAAAUCGAGAAUGGCGAGAAGUUAUCGAUGGAGAUCCAUUCCGAUAGCAAAACAAAUGUGUCAAAAUGGGGAGAAAUGUGCGCAUUUGUGAAUGUAGCAGAAAGAGAAGGAAACGGAAACUAUCUUCAAGCUGUGGAAGGUUGUUUAUAUCUACAUAUGGCGCUGCCGAAAUUUCAAGAGCAAACCAGUGGUUCAACUGCCAGCGAGGUGUUGCGGAAGGCCAUUUAUGAGAACAUUGUACGGAAUCUCGAACUCAUGGUGAACCCACAAAUCUCGAAGCGGAAACGACGGGAUUCAGUAUCCGACCUUCCGCUCUCGAAAACGCUUUUAAUCUCGUCUCCAACAACUGAUAAGGGACCGCAGGAAGGGCUGCUGCACCGACCCAUAAAGUCGCUCCCCAGGAGGAUCGCUUGCCCUAAAAGCCGCAGUGACUUUGAGAUAGCGAUAGUAUGCGCCCUGCCACUUGAAUUUGACGCUGUAUCAUUAAUAUUCGACGAGUUCUGGGAUGAGGAGUUCGGAAGCGCCGAAGGAGAUCCAAAUAUAUACACGACCGGGCGCAUUGGAAAAUCCAACGUGGUGCUUGUCCUUCUCUCAAAUAUGGGGAAAGUCAGUGCGGCCGGUACAUCAGCCAGCCUUCGAUACAGCUUCCCUAGCUUAAGAGUAGCCCUUGUUACUGGAAUAUGCGGCGGCGUGCCCCGUCCGGGAGAAGAUGAUGAGCUUCUCCUUGGUGAUGUAGUUAUCAGCAGGCACAUCGUUCAGUACGACCUCGGGAGAAAGUAUGAUGAUGGGUUCGCAGUGAGGGACACGGUGGAUGAUAGCUUUGGCAGAGCGCCGAAAAAACUACGCAACCUGUUAGCAAUAUUUGAGACGGACAUGGUGCGACAGCGACUCGAGGACAGCACAACCGGUCAUCUGCAAGAGAUACAAAUAAAGUCCGCAACUCGGAAUCCUCGCCGGGGUGCCAGAUACCGGUAUCCAGGCGCUCUGCAAGACAAGCUCUUCCACGCCAACUACAAGCACAAACACCAUCUGCUGCCCUCGCCUUGCCUCUGCUCAAAACUCCACCGCAACAACAACAACAACAAUAACAACAACGGGCCAUCCACCCACGCCUGCAAGGACUCCCGCCACCAGACAUGCGAUGAGCUUGGGUGCGAUCACAAACACCUCGUCCGACGCGAGCGCCUCGAAUACAAACGACAACUCGAGGAAGAGGAGUGCAUCAAAGAAGCCCAGGCCCCCUCGAUAUUUAUCGGGAGCAUCGGAUCAGGCGAUACGGUGAUGAAAUCUAGCGAGGACCGUGACAGGAUCGCCAACCGCCACGGUCUCCUUGCAUUCGAGAUGGAGAGUGCCGGAGUAUGGGACGAGUUACCCUGUUGCAUUGUCGUCAAGGCAGUGUGCGACUACGCAGACAGCCACAAGAAUAAGAUUUGGCAGGACUUCGCCGCCGCGACAGCGGCGUCGGCCACGAAGGCGCUGCUUGAGUUGUACAUUGGCAGUAAUGGUCUACGGUAG
Messenger RNA from Paracoccidioides brasiliensis Pb18, 2817 nucleotides. RefSeq lists its product as uncharacterized. Bases 1 to 2817 code for a protein of 938 amino acids. Gene Ontology annotation, biological process: nucleoside metabolic process. Gene Ontology annotation, molecular function: catalytic activity. The record is from RefSeq and is a predicted model, not a curated record. The transcript is spliced from 2 exons.